Molecule: messenger RNA, 995 nt
Organism: Merops nubicus (carmine bee-eater)
Lineage: Eukaryota; Metazoa; Chordata; Aves; Coraciiformes; Meropidae
Gene: XRRA1
Product: X-ray radiation resistance associated 1
Exons: 6
Cellular component (GO): nucleus
Source: RefSeq, a predicted model, not a curated record
GCCAGCCUCCUCUGCUGACCUGGCUCCUCCAGCACAAUCUGGGGAUUAAACUCAUCCGGCAGAAGAGCCUGGCCAUGGAGAGGUGGCACCUCUCCAUCCCUCUCAGCUCCAGCCGCAAGGUCACAUCACGUCUCCCCAAAGCCACGACGGGGCCGCUGAGGGCUGAAGCUCCUGCCGAGACCUUUGUGUGGCAGCAGCUCCCAGCUGUGGUGGAGGCUGCAAGAGAUGCUGCACCCCCCAGUCCAGCCCAGCCACUGCCCCCCAUCUCCUCUGCAACCUCAUCCAGCAGCUGGCAGACAGCACAGGGGGAAGGUGACUCCAGGCCUCCUCCUGGCCUGGCUGAGGAGGACGUGGCAUCCUUCUUCAUGACGCAGGUGGAGGAUGUGUCCAGACCCCCGCUGAGACCCAUGGCAGAGGGCAGGCUGGAGGAGAGGAUUGGGCACAGGGGAGAAGAAAGCUCCCAGGCGGUUCCCGAGCGAUACAAAGGCUACGAGGAGCUGCUCGGGGGAGACACGGACCCAGACUUCAUCAAGCCCAUUGGGAUACAGCAGAACGUGCGGGCGUUGUACUACAUCCUGGAGCACCCCCGGGUGUACCGGGAUGCCACCCCACGGCUGGACACCCUGCAGAAGCCCUACGUGCCUCGGAAGAAGCAUGGGAGGAUGCUCAGUGCUCCCACGCGAAAGACAAGAGCAGAGGUCCUGGAUGGAAUCCUGAUGGCCAUGAGAAACACUUCGACAAUCACUGAAGUCCCCUUGGCAUCUGUUCUGCAGAAGAGGAAAUCCAGCCCCAGGGAGUACUGGGAAGCACGGAGGCUGAUGAAGGAAUUCCAGGAGGUGUUCAAGAUCCUUCCUGAAACCCUUGGCGAGGAGAUGGGCAAGCCCUUGGAGGAGGCACAGCUGGUAGAAGACCUUCUUGCAGAGGCAACACCCAAGCAGAAGAGCCCAAAAGAGCUGCCAGGGAAAAGAGUGGCCAAGAAGGUGCCCAAAGUUUAG